This is a messenger RNA of Dermatophagoides farinae (American house dust mite), 2041 nucleotides long. RefSeq lists its product as uncharacterized. Gene Ontology annotation, molecular function: CoA-ligase activity. The record is from RefSeq and is a predicted model, not a curated record. Lineage: Eukaryota; Metazoa; Arthropoda; Arachnida; Sarcoptiformes; Pyroglyphidae.
ACCAUAAAAGAGAUGAUUAGAUGAUAAGAUUACCGUUUUUUUAUAUAAGAUCUAUCAUUUCAAUGUUAUUCAAAUUAAUCAACCAAGAGUUUAGAAAAGAGCAAUAAGUUUCGGAAAAUUAAACUAAAUAAUGGCACCACCAUUUCCAGAACAAGAUGAUGAAACUAUUGUACCAUUGGGUCAAUAUUUAUUUGGUGAUCAAAUCGAUGAUAGUUUUCGUGAUAAAAUCUUUCUGACAGAAGGUAAAACUGGAAAACAAAUAACCUAUGGUCAAUUGGAACAACAGGCACAGUCAUUAGCGAAAUCAAUGUUAUCACUGUUGGGUAUUGAACCAGAUGAUAUAUGUGCAAUAAUGGGUGAUAGUUCUAUCCAAUAUGUGACCAUUAUUAGUGCUUGUUUGCUAUUGAAUGUUCCAUAUACAUCGAUUGCAGCUGUAUUUUCAUCAUUCUAUCUUGGUCAACAAUUGGAUCGGACACAGGCUAAAUGUUUGUUCAUAGCACGUUAUCAUUAUCCAAAACUUGAACGUUUAUUGCAACAAAAGCAAUAUUCUCAUUAUAAAAACCGAUUAAAAGUGGUGAUAUUCGAAAAUGAUCAAUCUGAUAAUCCGAUCGGUGGAUAUAGUACAAUCGAAAAAUUAAUUACAGCUUUUCAGGAUUCUGGUGAAAACAACAAUCGAAUCAAAACCACAGUACCAUAUUUUUCUAAAUCGCUAGAUUCAACCGUAACAAUAGUUUUUACAUCUGGAUCAACAGGCAUUCCAAAAGGUGCUUGCCAUACACAUCGAACGAUUCUGAACAAUAUGAUUCAUUUGAAACGAUUCGAAGCAAUGAAACCAUAUCAUCGUUUACCAACAUUAUUAUCAUAUCCAGUCGGGCAUCUAAGUGGAAAUAGUUUAUUAUUUUUUUUGAUGGCCACACAAACACCGAUAAUACUGUUGGAUUAUUCACAAAUUGAUCGAUUGUUUGAAACAAUAGAAAAAUAUCAUGUUGGUCAAGUAUAUGGUGCAUCCAGUGUUAUGAAUUUAUUGGCCAAAAAUCACCGAGGACAUGAUAUUUCAAAUAUUCGUUUAGUAAUGGCUGGUGGAUCAAAAUUAUCGAGCGGUACGGCUGAUAUUUUGUUCCAUCAGCUUGGUAUAAAAAUUUUGGAUGCAUAUGGAUCAACUGAAUGCAUAUUCAUUUCAGCGAAUGAUCGUUUAGAUCGAGUGCCGGAUAAUGUGGGCCAAGUACUUGGUUGUUAUCAAAUGAAACUGAUGGAUCUAGUGACUAAAGAAACCAUCACAUCACCGGGUAAAUCCGGUGAAAUUUGCUUGUGUGGUUCAAGCAUGUUUCGUGAAUAUUAUAAUAAUCCAGAAGAAAUGAAACGUGCUUUCGAUGAUGAUGGUUGGUUUCAUACUGGUGAUAUUGGCCAAUUAGAUUUGCAAGGAAACUUGAGAAUUGUUGAUCGAAUCAAAGAAUUAAUCAAAUACAAUGGCUAUUCAGUGUUUCCAGCCGAUAUUGAAUGCUGCCUGAUGAAUCAUCCAGCUGUUACAGCAAUAGUGGUAGUACCGGUUAAACAUCGUAAAUAUAAUCAGGUUCCAAGAGCAUAUGUCAUAAUAAAUGAGGAUCAGAUCACGAUCAAAGAAUUGGAAACAUAUGCCAAUGAAAACCUUGGCUAUCAUCAACGAUUACGUGGUGGUAUAAUUCAAAUCCAUGAUAAACAACUUGAAUCUACAUCAAUGGGCAAAGUGGACAGACAAUACUAUAAACGUUUUUGUGCUGAUGAAUGUCUGGAUUUUAUCGACGAUUAAAGUCAAAUAUCAAAUCGAAUCGAAAUCAAUGAAAAAGGGUCAAUUUUUUCCUCAGCCUAAUUUGAAUGAAAGUGAUAUAUAAAAAUUAAAUCUUCAGUUUGAAUAAAAUAAAAGGAGAAAAGCAAAUACUUGUUGUUGUCAUUCACCUUACACAUGAGAAACUCAAAGCCAAUAGUUAAGAAUUUGUAAAAGUUAGGUUCAAUUUGACAUGACUAGACAUAUAUAUUAUAAGCGAUAUAUAAAAAAAAGAACGGC